Molecule: messenger RNA, 1337 nt
Organism: Oryza brachyantha (malo sina)
Lineage: Eukaryota; Viridiplantae; Streptophyta; Magnoliopsida; Poales; Poaceae
Product: protein RGF1 INDUCIBLE TRANSCRIPTION FACTOR 1-like
Exons: 4
Coding region: 165-929 (254 amino acids)
Source: RefSeq, a predicted model, not a curated record
UUAACCCCGGUGUUUGCAGAUACUUUUCGGUCUUUCGCCGCGUUGGUCUACAAAAGCCUUCACACUCCUACCUUCGCAAGUGCUUUCUUCCGCUUCGAGCCUUCUCUGCUUUUCUCUCGUCUCUUCCAUCCACAUUCUUCUCUCUCGAUUACUCCGCGCUGGGAAUGGCGAUCGACCAUGCGUCCCCUUUCUCGCUGAAGAACAGAGGCGGCAUGGGAGGAGGGGAGUAUGACGAAGAGGUGGAGAACCAGCGGUGGCCGCCGUGGCUGAAGCCGCUGCUGGCGACGAGCUUCUUCGUGCAAUGCAGGAUCCACGCCGACGCGCACAAGAGCGAGUGCAACAUGUACUGCCUCGACUGCAUGAACGGCGCGCUCUGCUCCCUCUGCCUCGGCCACCACCGCGAACACCACGCCAUCCAGAUACGGAGGUCGUCGUACCACGACGUGAUCCGGGUGUCGGAGAUACAGAAGGUGCUGGACAUCACCGGCGUGCAGACGUACAUCAUCAACAGCGCGCGCGUGGUGUUCCUCAACGAGCGGCCGCAGCCGAGGCCCGGCAAGGGCGUCACCAACACCUGCGAGGUCUGCGAGCGCAGCCUCCUCGACUCCUUCCGCUUCUGCUCCCUCGGAUGCAAGAUUGUGGGUACGUCCGGCGGGUACCGCCCCAGGAAGAAGCAUGCCGGAAGCGGCGCCGGCGCCGCCGCCGCCGCCGGCAAGAGGAAGAAGAGGACGGUGCUCAAGGACACGCGGUCCGAUUCCGAGGACUCGUGCACGAGCACCAGCGGCGGCAGCAGCGACAAGAGCAGCGUCGUGCAGAGCUUCACGCCGUCGACCCCGCCGCCGACCUCCACCAGCUACCGCUCCGGCAACAAGCGCCGCAAGGGCGUCCCGCACCGGUCCCCCUUCGGCAGCCUCAUCGUCGAGUUCUAGGAGGUUCGGCGCAAGCGUCCGCGCCUGAUCAACAUAGUGUACUGUACACAUGACAUAGCCAACACAAUAACCGUGCGCCUCGGAGUGGCGAGCCCGGCGCUUCCCUACCCGGAGGCCGGCCGGCGUAAUGCCGCAGAGGGGCAAGAGCAGUAAGCACGUAUACAUACUAUAGCUUGUUACUUUUCAGGUUGGUUUUUAGUUACAGUUCAGUUAGUAGUACUCAGUCAAGUCCAAUCACUGGCUGCUUACAACUCGGUAACAGCAACUAAGUUUUGCAACCGUGUAAAUUAUGACCUCCAUAUAAUGUUGUAGAUGUACAGAGCUGUGGUAUAGGAGACAGUGGGAUGUUCAUAUCUGCAUUACCCCGUGUAAUAAAAAUAAGAGUUGCUGCUCCCAAUUACGCCGGAA